AUGGAAUCGUUAAACUCGAUUCGGAAUAAUACAUUGCAACUAAAAAAUCGAUUCAGGCACAUUACGUGUGUCAGUGUGCAAAUUUACAAGCUUGAAGGAAACAACUGGCGUGAAAUGACCAAAGAUUUUGUCCUGCUGCAUAUGUAUUAUGACGAGGAAGAUCGCGAAACGAAAUUGGUCGCUAUUGAUGGCAUUAAGGCAUCACUGAUUGUAAGAGGAUUCGUGCUUUCUUCUAAUCUUCAAUUGGUAAGACCAACAAAAAAGUUUGUGCACUUUAUUAGCUCCAAGCAGGGGAAAUCCGAGAUGUAUGGUUUUGGUUUCUACAGAGUCCUCGAGGUCGAGCAGUUCUUGCGACUGUUUAGCGUUGUGCAUAAAAGAUUGCAUUUAUCAACGGGAAGCAUAACUCAAAGUGGAUCUGAAUACAACAAAAGAGAUCUAUCGAUUUCAUCUACAAAAUCACAACCGGCAUAUCCGAUAUCUCCAUCUACACCAAGCAUACCAGUGAAAGUUUCAGCUCCUAAUAAAGAUACGCAAACUGUUCCACCUUCCUCUUUGAUUGAUUCACCUUGGCGGGAGCCGUUAUCGCAGGAAGAUGUUGAUGUGCAGCAUGUUAAAGAAGGACUGCAAGGACUAUCUUUUGCUUCAGAUCCUUCUGUUACAGCUCCGAGUUUUAAUUUGGUACCUUCUUUAUCGAAGACUUCUGUGGACGCAAGAAGUGAUUCCCAUUGCGGUGACUCUGUUGCUCUCGAAUCCAACUCGGACGCUACUCCACAUGUUGGAUACAAACAAUAUCAGCUUUGGAGUACACCACCAUGGAAUGCUUUGCUAGAACAGCCGAUUUACAGCAAUGAAGCAGCCAUUGCUUAUACGUGGAAUUCACUUUUGAACAAUUGA
This is a messenger RNA of Acanthocheilonema viteae, 894 nucleotides long. Lineage: Eukaryota; Metazoa; Nematoda; Chromadorea; Rhabditida; Onchocercidae. The record is from the annotation of a GenBank genome assembly.